Pipra filicauda (Wire-tailed manakin) is the source of this 4861-nucleotide messenger RNA. Its product is annotated as thiamine transporter 2. The transcript has 6 exons. Bases 90 to 1514 code for a protein of 474 amino acids. Gene Ontology annotation, biological process: transmembrane transport; vitamin transport. NCBI's taxonomy places the organism in Eukaryota, Metazoa, Chordata, Aves, Passeriformes, Pipridae. Gene Ontology annotation, cellular component: plasma membrane. The record is from RefSeq and is a predicted model, not a curated record. Gene Ontology annotation, molecular function: thiamine transmembrane transporter activity.
GACAGACACAACAAUAUCCUCUGCUGAUCUAUCAAAGUUCAACGGUAAAUGCGGCAGUGGUUUAACAAGACUCGACAGCAAGGUAGGCUAUGGAUUCCUGGAAGGAAGCCAUAAGCCGCAACUGGAUUUAUCCCACGGUGAUCAUCUGUGCAAAUGGAUUUUUUGCCACAAUGAGGCCAUCAGAGUCUUUUCUCACCCCUUAUCUAACGGGGCCAGACAAAAACCUAACGAUUGAAGAGGUUACCAACCAGAUUUUGCCUGUUUGGACAUACUCCUACCUCGCCCUCCUGUUCCCAGUCUUCCUGCUCACAGACUACCUGCGCUACAAGCCUGUCCUCCUCCUCCAGGGCAUCAGCCUCAUCGUCACCUGGCUCCUGCUCCUCUUCGCACACGGAGUGCUGGCCAUGCAGGUGGUGGAAUUCUUCUACGGGAUGGUGACGGCCACUGAGGUGGCCUAUUACGCCUACAUCUACAGCGUGGUCAGCACCGACCGCUACCAGAGGGUGACGAGCUACUGCAGGAGCAGCACUCUGGUGGCAGCCACUGUUGCCGCCGUGCUGGGACAGCUGCUGGUGUCCUUGGCAGAUGUGUCCUACUUCUACCUCAACGCCAUUUCUUUGGCUUCCGUGGCCCUGGCCUUCCUGUGUGCGUUUUUCCUCCCCAUGCCCCAGAAGAGCAUGUUCUUCCACAGGAAAGAUGCCUCCCAGUCUCUCCCAGGGCCUGACAAAGUUGCGGCUCCGGCCGGUUCUGACCGUCCCUCGAGCUGCCAAGAGGACACGAGCUCCGACUCCGCUGGCAGGAGCCCAACACCCCAACAGCAGGUUGGGAAUGCCAAGCCCCGGAAUCACAUGCUCAGAGUGCUGGUGCAGCUGAGCAAGGACCUGAGGGAUUGCUACAGCUCCAGGAAACUUCUCUACUGGUCCCUGUGGUGGGCUCUGGCUACGGCUGGCUUUUAUCAGGUCCUGAAUUAUAUCCAAGUGCUGUGGGACUUCCAAGCCCCCUCUCACAGCUCUGCAGUGUACAAUGGAGCUGUCGAAGCACUAGCAACUUUUUUAGGUUCAGUAACAUCCAUGGCAGUUGGAUACGUCAAAGUGAACUGGGAUCUCUCUGGAGAACUGGCCUUGGGAAUUUUCUCUGCAAUGGAUGCUGGUUCUCUGUUUCUCAUGUACUUCACUGGGAACAUCUGGGCAUGUUAUGCUGGUUACCUUGCAUUUAAGGCUUGCUAUAUGCUCCUUAUAACAACAGCAACGUUUCAGAUUGCUGUCAACCUGAGCAUGGAGCGUUAUGCUUUGAUGUUUGGCUUCAACAACUUUGUUGCACUGGUGAUUCAAACAAUUUUAACUGUUAUUGUAGUAGAUUCAAGAGGUCUGGGACUGGAUAUCAGCACUCAGUUUCUCAUUUAUGGCAGCUACUUUGCAGUCAUAGCUGGAAUUUUCCUCAUCAGAAGCACAUACACCAUUAUCUCCAUCAAACGCAGCAAUACCAGCGCGGCUGGGGAAAGCACUGGUCAUUAACAACAGAGACAAGAACGGUUACAAGCAACAGUGCAGAAGGCUCCAUCACCUGAACAACAAUAUAUAAUGUUCCAUCAAGCAAAACUGGUGCAGGCUGAAGCAGGCUGUUAACGAGCCUACAGCACAGACAGCUUUGUCAGCAGCAAUGCAUUUUGCCUGUUUUCUUCAUCAGUAGUUUAACUCAAAGUUAGUGAUCGACACCCGAACUUUGAUUAAUGCUCCGCAAGAACAAUUACAGGCAGGUGCCUGAACUUCACACCAGAAGAACUUACAGAACCUCUGAAAUUUCACUUCUACUGAGUAUUUCAGUUAAAGGCAAUUUAGACCUUCAGACAUUCCUAAGGAAUAUAAAGCAACAUUUGCCCCUGGCAGCAAGAUAUCUGUUGGAAAGAUUGCCACAGAGGAAACUUAACACUUUUUCAACUGUAAGUUGUGACAUAGAUUUUUGAAACAAGUUAACAAAUAGCAAUAAACAAUUUUUUCCCCAAAAGAUGCUACUCAAAUGUUGGAUUACUACCAUGUGAUUUAGUAUAGCAAUACUGUCACUUUCCCAAUGGUCAAAUGCAGGCAUUUCAGAUUCCACACAGACAAUGCACUCCUCAGAAAUGUGAAGUGACAGCACUGUAAGGAAAAACAUGUCAUUAUAUACAGAUCAACUGCUACUGAUGCAAUGACAGCUUUACCGUGAGUUUGUUGAAGGAGCAUGAACACAACACCCUGACCUUCCCUUAGAGUGUCUGCCUUGAUAAGCAUAUGCAAUAAUUAUAUCCAACAACUGCCAUGACCCACACACACUUAUCUUUGGAAGCAAAGAGCCUCCUAAACUAACUUAUUUUUAAACCACACGGAGACACUUCAGUUGCUAUACAGAACAGUCUUAAAUAACAUGACUUAAAGUUUAAAUAUAACUAAAGCUAAUUAGGGAAUGUUCUUCCAACUGUCCACUUUCUAGUCAGCUGUACCAGACAGCAGUAAAUUCCACUGUAUUCCUUUACCACGACUUAGAGAUUCGUCAAGACUCAGAAUUAACCGACCCACUUCAUCUCACAAAAGAAAGUAAAAAUCAUCAAUUCCUUUCAGAACAGUUUUGAAAAGCUACUUGAGCUCAUUUUCAUGUCCCAGUAAGUUUUCCCUUCAAGAGGGCAGAAUACUUGCAUCAUAUAGCUUUCUUUCAGGAAUUCCAACUAAAUUUGGUGCCUUCCAAAUUAAUUUUUUGCUUCAGCAUUUGUUUCAACAUGGUAUUUGGAUGUUUGCAGCCAUUAAAUACCUUUCAACUGCAGUACCUGGACAUCACAUCUGCCUUUCAGAACAAGAUGUAUCCACUCCUACAACUGUACCCUCUUCUUACACACAGCUGACAUUUUAGGACUGAAGUACUAAUCUAGGAGGUCUCCACAUUAAUUUCCGUAUAAGAGGGCUGAAGUUACCAAGUGAAGUUCUUUGAUGCUAAAGCAUGAAUACAGCUUUUUGGCAACUAUGCAUGAGCAAUGGUGUGAACAACUGCAGAGACUUCCAAGAUAAAUUUAUAAUCGCAGGUGAAGAAUUCAUUUAGUAAAUAUGGCUAUUUUUAAAACCUAAUCAACAAAACAGCUACAGUGGCAGUUUCUGCUCAACAUACAGAAGACUCAAAACAACACAUGAUCUUCAGCUGCUUGUCUGGAGUUUGGAAAACGCAAAAUUAGUGAACACAGACUAAACAGAUGUGGUUGUGUAUAGUGGAGGUUGCCAACCUUUUAUCUGCAUUUAACCUAGUUAUGAAAACUAAGGUAUUCCACUACUUCUGCAGCGCAUUCUAGAACUACAUGCCUUGCAUACUUAAAUCAAUUUUGGUAUCAGCAAGAAUCAGCUUCAUUUGGAUAAGGACAAUUUCAACAGAUGCUGAUCUCAUCAGCCCUUGCCCAAAGCCUCAUUUAUACCAAUCGAGGUGAAACAGGCACAGGAUUGUUCCCCUUUCACAACACCAUCUGUCUCAUUUUCAGGACAUUUGGUUGAUUUGGUCCAGUUCCCUGCACUGGGCACAUAUAAGUGUAUCACAAGCCCUUGCAGUUCCCCACUCUACUGCACUUACCUGUUACUAUCCCAAAACAGCUAAGGCUGACAACAGGAAAGAACUACAGCUAUUUAUACUGUGAUAAAAUACAGUGUUGAGAGCAAGGGCAUCACUAACACCCUGGAAACCCUCAAUUUUGGGGGAUUUGUUUAGUGAAUUUCCCAGAGAAUCUUGGGAAUUAAACUGUACACCAUACUCUGCCCAGCAGUCUUCAUCAGAAGGAAAAAACCGACCUCAAGUCUAUUUUAACUUUAAAUAUGACAACAGGACAAAUCCAGACACUAAGUUAAGGAAAGCUACUAUAGGCAGCUUGUUGCGUGAGCUGCCUGUCCUUGCUUGGGAUCUCCAAAGUUUAAAAAAAAGAAGAAGAAAAUAGAAAUUCCUGCCCAGGUAGGCAGGCAACAGAAGUCAAAAGCAUUACCUUAAAUAAUUUUACAAUCAGAGCUCAAGCCUUUCAGAUGUCCUAGAAAUAAACAGAUCUAACAUUGAGGCAGUAAACUAAAAGUGGAGUGUCUUACCUUCAAGAAUUGUCAUGGUUAUCUCAAAUGGGCUUAUAUACCCUUUUUCAAAAAAAAAAAAAAAAAUCAACCUCACCUUAUUUAUUCCUGUUAUCCUGAAAGCUGUAAAAUUUUUUCUCCACAACCUUUAAGCUUGCAGUUUAUGUUUUCAUGAUAUAUUUAUAUUAUUUGCUUAGUUCCAGUAUUACACUUGAAGUCAAAUUAUUUCUGUGUUUAAAACACCAUCACCAACUACUCUAAUACAAUCACAUUUUCUCAAACCUUAUUACUAUUACAGACUAUACAAGUCAGAUAUUUUUACCCCCUCUACAAAUUCCAUUCUAGUAAGGCAGGAAACACUGCUGUAAAUUUAAAAGUGACGAAUUUAAUAUUCCAGAGGAGUUUUUACUAAUAUAUAUCAGUUUUUAAUAAAAAGUGCUAUUACAUCUGUGGUACCUUGUCCUGCUGUCACACAUUCUGUUCUCAUCACAACUAGUUACCCAUAAUCAGGUGUCUUUUGCAGCAAACCCUUUCUUGAGUGACUACCCUCUGCAUUGCUUCAGUGUCCUUCACUACAGAUAUUCUAUCCAAAUAACCCAAGCUCAUCUAACACUCUCCUGUUUGACAGGUCACUUCACUUGAGCUAGAACAGCAAACUCCAUUGCAGGAUACAAAGAAACAUUUCCAAGUGAGGCAUGUAAAAAUUUUAAGCUUAACUCAUUCUCUGGAUACCUCAUCUGUGUACAAGACUUGCAGGAUGCACAUUUUCAUCCAAUAAAUGUUACUGCACAGAAAUAAUG